GUCAGCUGUAGUAGUGUGUUGAGUGGACUUGCCAAGUACCAAGUAUUGGACUUGCGUUGUCGUGCUUUUUUAUGAUUUUUCAGUAUAUUGUAUAUACUGUGUUGUAGAAGAUUUAAUUAUCUUUACCAGUUACAGUGUAAAUGAUAUAACUAAUCAUGAGCAAUGUUCCAGAGAACGCUCCACAGCAUUGCCCGGGAACACAGAGCGAAGAUGCCGGCAAAGCCUCAGCAUGCGCCGGUUGUCCUAACCAGAAUAUCUGCGCAUCAGGUGCAGCGAAUAUGCCAGACCCAGCUAUAGACACAAUCAAACAACGUCUGUCCAAUGUGAAGCACAAGAUCCUCAUCCUCUCUGGUAAGGGAGGAGUGGGCAAGAGUACCGUCACAUCUCUGCUCGGGCAUGGCCUCGCCGCUAAGAACUCUGAUGUCAAUGUGGGCAUAUUAGACGCGGACAUCUGCGGACCGAGCCAGCCGCGCGUCCUCGGCGUACGCGGCGAGCAAGUGCACAACUCCGGUUCGGGGUGGUCGCCAGUCUAUGUAACCGACAAUCUAUCGCUAAUGUCUAUCGGUUUCCUGCUCGGCAGUCCCGACGACGCCGUUAUCUGGAGAGGACCCAAGAAAAAUGGAAUGAUAAAACAGUUUCUGAGCGAGGUGGACUGGGGAGAACUGGAUUAUCUACUUAUUGACACACCUCCGGGCACCUCGGACGAGCACCUGUCGGCCGUGCAGUACCUGUCGGCGGCGGGGCUGGCGGGCGCGGUGCUGGUGGCCACGCCGCAGGAGGUGGCGCUGCUGGACGUCAGGAAGGAGAUACAAUUCUGCCACAAGGUGGGGGUGAAGGUGAUCGGCGUCGUCGAGAACAUGUCGCUGUUUGUGUGCCCUAAUUGUCAGACCCGCAGCGAGAUCUUCCCAGCGACUACAGGCGGCGCGGCGGCCAUGUGCGCCGAACUAGACGUCCCCCUGCUGGGCUCGCUGCCGCUGGACCCUGUACUGGCGCGGUGUUGCGACGACGGACGAGACUUCAUACACGAGCUGCCUCACUCGCCCGCUGUACAGGCGUUGCGCAGUAUACUUGACAAAAUUAUUGCUGCCUGUGAGAACUAGUUAAAUUAUGUCAUCAAAUUAUGAAAUCGUCACAGUGUCUACCUGUUGCCUAGUCAAGCACACAAAGGUUUAGGUGGUCUGGCAUAUAGGUACUUUAAUGUAGAAAUAUUUCUAUUUUUAAUAAUUAAGCUAUAUCUGUUUCCAAUCAUUAUUUGUUAAGUACAUACUAGAACGAAUUAUAAAUGUUAUUUACAUGA
This is a messenger RNA of Pectinophora gossypiella (pink bollworm), 1297 nucleotides long. It is a transcript of the gene Nubp1, whose product is annotated as cytosolic Fe-S cluster assembly factor NUBP1 homolog. Gene Ontology annotation, molecular function: ATP binding; ATP-dependent FeS chaperone activity; 4 iron, 4 sulfur cluster binding. Gene Ontology annotation, cellular component: cytosol. Lineage: Eukaryota; Metazoa; Arthropoda; Insecta; Lepidoptera; Gelechiidae. The coding region runs from base 156 to 1100 and encodes 314 amino acids. The transcript has 9 exons. The record is from RefSeq and is a predicted model, not a curated record. Gene Ontology annotation, biological process: iron-sulfur cluster assembly.